Messenger RNA from Dracunculus medinensis (Guinea worm), 273 nucleotides. The record is from the annotation of a GenBank genome assembly. Lineage: Eukaryota; Metazoa; Nematoda; Chromadorea; Rhabditida; Dracunculidae.
CUGGUUGUCGUUGGCUCACCACAUACUGGUAAAACAUCAAUUGUAAAUCGUUUUUUAAAUGAUCGAUUCGAAGAACGAUAUAUUCCAACCAUUGAAAACUUCCAUCGAAAGUUAUAUGAAGGUCGUGGCGAAACUCAUCAAUUGAAGAUUCUUCAGGCAAUAAUCCUUUUCCUGCAUCCCGAAAAAUUUCUUAUGUUUCAGGUUUUGGUGCAAAAUUUGAAAUGCUUCAUAGAAAAUUUUGAACGCGAAGUUUUGAGCGUAAUUCAUGGAUAA